AUGAAGGGAGUUGGUAAUGCUGGGCUCCGUGAGCUUAUGGUUGAGCCUUUGCAGCGAAUCCCACGAUAUCAGCUUUUGAUCGGUAAUUUGCUGAAGCAUCUACCGUCAACUUCCCCACAAGUGCAGCGGCUGCAAGACGCAUCUUCAGCAGCAACGCUUAUUGCAUCACGUCGCGUAACUGACGGAGAACGUCUGGCUGCCGUACUCUGGAGCUGUCAACGAACUAUUGAUCGCUUCCCUCCCGAGCUUGUUAGCCUGCAUCGCGAGUUACUUGGUUGUAUUGAUGUGGAUGAACUGACUGCAGACACGACCCAGUCGAAGGCAUUUUACACACUUGGUUCUGUUCUUGGGCGUCGUACACGAUCAUCUUUCGCUUUGCUCAUCUUCACAGAUGCGCUAGUAUUGAUUCAGCGUCAUUCGUCGACGCCAACCCACAUCCUUCUUGGUGUGCAUGAGCCAGACAGGCUUGCCGAGAUGAUGCGAUCCGCACAAAUUGGUCCGCACCAAAAUUCUAGGCGGACGGAGCUGUCAUUUGCGGGCAUGGCAAGUCUCCUCGAUGUCUCUGCUUCUGGACAGGGGUCGCAAUUCACUCUGGAGUUCAAACGACCGUUGCGCGGAGCUCAAAAUAGGGUUUUGACUCGUCACUUUGUGGAUGCUAUGCCGGAUGCACAAUCCUCUCAUAUUCCUCUCUUUCUUGACUGUCUAUGGCAAUCCCAGGUCAUUUAUCGUGCUCGUGGACAUGCUUUAGCAGCACGAACAAAUGUUACUGACUCGUCAAAGGGUCCACUAUCUCUCUUCUGGACCCUAUUUACCCGCUCACAAUAUGACCGUUUCAAAAGCCGCGAUCGACUGCUUAUCAUGCUUGGUUCGCUUGAUUAUUCUUCGCGCGACGCCAUGGCACGGUCUUCUGAGCUGUUUGUGAAUGUGGAACUUCAAGAAGAUGUAGAUGAAUGCAUUGCAUAUCUGAGUCGAGCGUGGGGUGCCCAAACUCGACAAGUGACCACGCCGUUAACGGAUUUGCCACGCAUAUGUGCGGAUCUUCUUGUGUUGACUACAUUGCCUUCAACCAAACCGGUAGUUGUUCCUGUUGAGGUGUCGCCCAAUAAGCCCGUGCGUCGUGCUCAAUCAUUGCAUACGGAGCGACGCAAUGUGCCUAAUGUUCAUCGUGCACGAAGUCUUAUGAGUGAACGUGUGCGGGCUAGUAUCCAUGAAAGUCUCGAGGCAGUUCAGAAGAGUGAAUGCCAAGAACUUCAGCUCGGCCGCAAACGCAGUGUACCUUUAGCCGAUUUGAGCAACAUGUCACCAAAGCGUCGCGUUCUUCCAAGCGAAGCAGAGGGUUCCGAGAAUGUGCCGAUUCCUGUGCAAGAGGCAAUGCCUCAAGCUGAACCAAUGGAUGAACAGGGUACGCCAAAUAAACGUGGUCCGGCACAAUUAAGUAUGUAUGCUGAUGAUACGCUCGACUUGCCGAAUCCAUUCGACGAACGCGGCGCUAUGCCUAGCUCCUCUCCCAUUCUGCCUGAGCCGACGAAAAUGGAAGAACCGGUGGCGGAGAUACUUCAUGAAGCGGUUCUGGAUGAACCAAUGCACGAUGUUCCUGGUGAACAGUUGCCGCCGGAAAGUGCUGUUGAGCCAACACAUGUCCAUGAAGAACCUAAUCCUUCUGUAUCAACUCAGAAACCAGAGCUCGAGGAAGAACAUGUGCCAUUCUCAUUACCAGAGCAAGAACAAGCCGCACCAGAUGCCGAACCCAAGGCGGAACCAGGGCAAGAGACAAUGCCAGUGGCAGGCGAUAAUCUAUUGCCCGAUCCUACUGUUGGGGAAUCUGCAAGCGAGCCUAUUCCAACCAACAAUUCUGUGGCUGACGAGUCACAGGCACCACCACCACCGCCCAAAGAACUCUCUAAGCUAAAGGCUCCGAGUGUCUCUGAGAAGGAAAUGCAUGACAUGUUAAGACCAUUGCUUGAGCACAUUCAAGUGACGCCUAGUCACCAGCCUGUGGUUGUACAUGCCAAGAGGGGAGAGGUUGCCGAGUCAAGACGCGCUGAAAUUGUUGUGCCGCAACCUCUGGAUAUAUCGCAACAUCAGCUUGAGACACUCCCAGAAGAGAGAUCGGGCGAUGAUAUACUCUAUGUGCCGCCAACCUCUGAGACGACCGACUUGGCGACGAUGAAACAUGCUAUUACAAGUUUGAAUGAACGGAUUCUAUCACUUCGGCGCUUCCGCCCCUCAGCUCAAACGCCUGAAUGGCCCGAUGAAUGGAACGCUUUCAAGCAGGCCGUGAAGCACCUGAAUGUUUCUUGGACGAAGAUGGAGCGUGCCUAUGAGAACAAUCAAAUGGAGCUUGCAUCUCUUCGAUUAACACAGCCUGAAUACGAUACUCGCGUCCAUCUGUCGCAAGAAGAAUACUCCGACCUUCAAAACCAAUGUAACAUGGUUCUUCCACUUCGGCUUCAGGUGGAGAAGCUCACAGAACAAAGUGAAUCGUUGAAAGAGCUCGAAAGAGAUACGCGUUUGGAGAAUGCUGAAUUGUAUAAUGUAUUCAACGAAGAGCUCAGUAAAUUGUACCGACACAGUUUUCGCCCUGCAAACGAAGAGAUUGACACACUUCGUGAGGCCCUCGUGGCAGCCAAGAAAGAAGUUAAUGACUUGCGCAAGGAGAAUCGGUUCUUGCGCCUCCACCAUACCAUAGGAGACGCACCUUAG
Molecule: messenger RNA, 2703 nt
Organism: Malassezia globosa CBS 7966
Lineage: Eukaryota; Fungi; Basidiomycota; Malasseziomycetes; Malasseziales; Malasseziaceae
Exons: 2
Coding region: 1-2703 (900 amino acids)
Cellular component (GO): cytoplasm
Molecular function (GO): guanyl-nucleotide exchange factor activity
Source: RefSeq, a predicted model, not a curated record